AUGAGGAAGAAAACUAUUGCUAAAAGGCCUCCUCGUGAAAAAGUGUACAAGCUUCCCACAAAGCCUUCCACUCGCUCCCAAGACCGGACCUUUACCCCAUCUCCUUCUCCUCCUACCUCUCCUCCUCGUUGUGACCCCAUGGCUCGGACCAAAAAUACUCCAAGAUACCCUGCCUCUGCCAAGCCAACGCCACCACCAAAGACAACGCCCUUCAAACCAGGCUCCUCAAAACCUGGUUCUUCAAAGCCAAGCUCCUCCAAAGGCAAAUGUCCGGCGGCUGAGGAACCAGUUCCCGAACCAACACAACCCAAAUCCAAGUCGGUUCCUGUGCACUCUCAACGAGGCACUGUUCACUCAUAUGUAAAGGGCAGAGAUAUUGUACUAAAUAAUGAAACCAUCAGUGAUUCAUUGAAGUAUACUGAUGUUGGUCCUUGUGCUUACACCUCGGUUAAGUGGGAUGAAGGAGUUGGUAUUUUUUACAAUGAUGCUUUGGCUAAUAUUUGUGAACAUCAAAAAGGACCUACUAGAUCUGAAAGAGUUGUCCUAGAUGAUAAAGAUGAUGACUUUGUCCUUGAGGAUUCUCCUGCUCCUUCCACUGAGGGUACAUCCAUCUCUACUGGAAAGAAAUCUAUCUUGCUGAAUGUGGUCAAAGAUGUUGUUCAGGAGUUUGUUUCUCAAUCAAAUCACUUGAUUGCUAUGAGCAAAGAGCAAAGGAAGCUGGCUAGCAAUCAUGAGAACUUCCUAAAGAAAUCAAGGGAUAGAGUAACUGUGUUCAUAUCCUUCAUCGAUAACCUUCAAGAGGAUGAAGACCCUGCCACUGAUGUUGAAGAGGAAGCUAAUUCGGAGGAGAAUGGUUCUGAUGCCUAG
Molecule: messenger RNA, 867 nt
Organism: Arachis ipaensis
Lineage: Eukaryota; Viridiplantae; Streptophyta; Magnoliopsida; Fabales; Fabaceae
Source: RefSeq, a predicted model, not a curated record